Messenger RNA from Aspergillus pseudotamarii, 1995 nucleotides. RefSeq lists its product as uncharacterized. Lineage: Eukaryota; Fungi; Ascomycota; Eurotiomycetes; Eurotiales; Aspergillaceae. Gene Ontology annotation, cellular component: cytoplasm. The transcript is spliced from 2 exons. Bases 618 to 1361 code for a protein of 247 amino acids. The record is from RefSeq and is a predicted model, not a curated record.
GCCUUUUUUUACGAGGUCAGAAAUUUUACGAAUCCGUGGAAGACAACUUUGGGCAGUAAGAAAUCUGCGAAAUCUCUGAGGUCAACCAUCUAGACUCCCAUCUUUUCAUCAUCGAGGCCAGUUGAAUGUAACCAAAAGGGUCUAGUUCUCCGGACAGAUCCUUACGCUAAACUAGAUGUGGCGAAACCGCUAAGCCUAUACAAGGCCGACGUGCCACUGUUAUCGAUAAGCCUACCCCCGGACCCUGCGGGAUCAUCAUACGCAAGUCGUCACGUCACCCUCGGCCACCGGUAGGCAGUGAUGACUCUUCCUUAUAUUAUUGCUGUCUGGCAGAAGUAUUCUUCCUCUUCCUCUUGUUAUCUACCUCUACUUUUAUCUUUGCCAAAGAUCUCACACCAAAAUACCACGAUAUCAACGUUUUGAGCGCCUUUGAACUAUAACUUUCUACUUUCAAUACGAGCCCCACAUCAGAUCGUGACAUUAAACGCACUAUCACAAUAGCGUCCGUGUGCUAUCGCUUACCUGCAUACAUCUAUUCAACUCUAUCCAGCCAUCUGAGCUGUCAGGAGACAGGUCUCAGAUUUAUACUACGACACCUUCACCGUCUAUUCAAGGACAUGGCCUCCACCGGAGAAGCCAUCUAUAUGACACCCUACUCGCCCUACCCUUCUCACCAGCAGGAUUCGGACCUGAACAUGAAGAGCUCCUGCUGUCGUUUCGUCUCAUCUUCACCAAGCCGCCAAUCACUUCGACUCCAGCGUUCCUCGUCUAUCCCUUCUAUCUACUUUGACGGAUAUCUCGAGCACCUCCCUGUCGAGCCAAAGAAGAAACGCGAGUGCACCAGUUACUACAACGAUCACUCCCGUCGCCAUUCUCGCGGCCCACGACGCACAAUGAGGUACUCUCGCGACAGUCAACUCGUUAAUCCCGACGUUAUCGACCGCCUGGACAGUGCUAGCUUUUAUCAGUAUCACCAUGAAGGACCAUACGAUGCAGUAUACCCGGAAAGGAAUUUCGACACCAAGUUGAGCCCAAUCGAAGCCGUGAAACGAACGAAUGAGGAAGCUUUGAGGGCCACCCCAAAGGACAAGAUCAAAGACAGUAUUAACAGCCAUCGUCCUCUCGACGGGGUGGCUUUCUAUCCACCUGGUACUACGGAUAGGGAAGGACAAACUUACAACUACGAGGAGGGUCCCAAUAUGAUGAACGACUACGGUAACUUUAUGCGCUGCCCCGGCUUGAAAUUCACCGAAGAGGACUUCAAGAAUGAUCCUUUCUACAACACGCCACUUCCAAAGCCAUUCGCCUCCCUCAGAAGGGUACUGAGCCUGCGUCGCCGAAACCGCAGGAGUACCCAGUAAACUCGAAAUCGAUACUCCACUACCGAAUCGUUAUUUAAAGGAUAUAUAAAAGGUUGAGGUUGAUAGAAAGGGCUAGGAUAUCAGGGAUUUGACAGCACAGUGUGAUACCUCAUGUUUUGUAUUGUUUUCAUGUAGAUCAGCAUCAUGCUGACCACGGAAUGGGUGGAUAUACGGAUUUGUUCGGAGUUUUGGGCACGGAGUUAUAGAUUGAUUAUCUUUCAUGUUGCUCGGUUUUCUGUACUUUAAGUGUCCGCCAAGAUUUCAACGUGCUUUCUCCUAUCGCCGUUGAGCUUGGUCAUGGUCUUGAUUGGGUAUGUUUGAUGAUGUUUGAAGCUAUUCCUGUAUCCACUGCCCAUCAGAGAACCAACUGGACUUGUUUCUGCCUCUCAGAUGCAACAUCACAAGUCCAAUCAAGUGUAAUUGAAUGAACUUGCUUCUACCUCUCGGAUCUGACCGUGAAUCCGAUAGAGUGACAUUUUACGAACGUUACAUUACCAGUAGCAACUUCUACUCUGUAGAAACGGAAGAGUCUUAUAUGCAUUUACACAGGCGUAUACCACCGGAAUGAGUAAUUUACAUUUUAGGAUUGGAAUUCAUACAUAAGAGGUGUAAUCAUGUAUCAAAUGGGAAGAAC